Messenger RNA from Anisakis simplex (herring worm), 1104 nucleotides. NCBI's taxonomy places the organism in Eukaryota, Metazoa, Nematoda, Chromadorea, Rhabditida, Anisakidae. The record is from the annotation of a GenBank genome assembly.
AUGAGCGCCUCAUCAAAAGAUAACACGCUUCUCGAUCGCGGUGUGGCUUCAAACAGUAAUACGCUUACAAACGAACGUUCGUACCACUCGGUUGAUGACGACGAUUUUGAGUUGAUAUCUAAUGAUCAUGACUCAUCCAAUGCGAACUCGUCGUCAAUCCAACGUGCAGAGGGCAGCAGAAAUGGAGGCAGCGUUCCUGGCGUACCACUCACAAUGAGUAACAUUAGCAUUGUGCCAAGCAUGCAAUCGUCUGCAGUGAUCGAUUCGAGUACUGCCUCGGCUAGCUAUGGAGGUUCCGCUCGUCGAGACAGCGCUUCAUCUACACCGUUGUUGGCGCAAAGUAUGGUGAACUGUCUGCUUACAGGAACAUCGCCGUCGGCAACUCUUUCUUCCGGUGCAAAUCGUUCUGCAAGUUCAAGUGCACUCAACACAAAUGGCUCGACAUCGCAACGAGGACAAAAUUCGUUGGAUCCAAACGAUUUGUCAAGUGAAAUUUUCGUUAUUGACCCGCUGAGUGCAGUUGAGUCGAUCCGUGCUGACUACAAUGCUGCUCAGGAUACAAUGAAAAAAGAAAGUGAGCUACUCAAAAAAACUCUCAUCAAAAAAUGCGAAGAGAAUAAUUCGUUGAGUGCUCGCGUUCGAGAAUUAGAGCAUGAAAAGGAACGUAUGCAGAAUGAAAUGAUCGAAAAGGAUUGCAAAACUAGGGAAAUGAGUGAGCAGAUCGACGGUCUUAUCGCCCAAAAACUUCAGUACGAUGACAUCAUUCGUGAACAAAGCAUUGCAUUGACGAAUACUGCAUUUAACGAUGGUAGCAGUAACUUUGCGUCGGAUAUUGCUGCGCAUCAGCAGUUGAUUCACCAAGGAAAAAUGCAGUCGGAUCUUAUUGAUGAGUUGACUGCGAGACUAGAAGAAAUGAAAAAGCAAUAUGCAGAUGAGCACGCGAAGGUGAUUGAUCUGGAGGAAAUUGUGAAGGUACUGCACGAAGAGAACCAAGAGUGUAACGAGAAAUGCCGUCGUGUAUACGAGAGUUAUAAGAAGCGAGUGCUCUCUCUUCAAAGUAAAAUCGACGGUUUUGCAUCACGUGGUGAGGUGAAUAACGUCUGA